This is a messenger RNA of Cladophialophora bantiana CBS 173.52, 1341 nucleotides long. RefSeq lists its product as uncharacterized. The transcript is spliced from 2 exons. Gene Ontology annotation, molecular function: monooxygenase activity; FAD binding. Bases 1 to 1341 code for a protein of 446 amino acids. NCBI's taxonomy places the organism in Eukaryota, Fungi, Ascomycota, Eurotiomycetes, Chaetothyriales, Herpotrichiellaceae. The record is from RefSeq and is a predicted model, not a curated record.
AUGGAGAGCACGAUCAGACCGCAGGCGGAGGGGUUAUCUAUCCUCGUCGCAGGCGCCGGCAUCGCAGGUCUUUGCGCGGCGAUAGCGCUACGUCGAGCCGGGCAUAGAGUCAGGAUUCUGGAGCGGUCGCCGCAGCUUGAUAACGAGAUCGGGGCCGCCAUCACGCUCGCACCGCACGCGGUCAAGAUCAUGCGCUCGUGGCGGCUGGACUUCGCCAAAGCCAGGCUCAUCCCACGACUUGGGCAGACGUUCAUCGACAGCGUAACGCUGGCGGAGCUGGCGCCGACGGACCGUACCGACUUUGCAAGUGAAUACGGGGCGCCGUAUCUAUUCGCGCACCGCGUCGACCUGCACGCCGCGUUGAGGGCGUUGGCGGCCGGCCCAGACGGUUCAGGUACGCCGGCUGAGCUCCACACGUGCAGCACGGUGGUCGAGUACGAUGCGGAAAGGGGAGGUGUCAAGGUCGCCGAGACGGGACGCUGGGAGUUUGCAGAUCUGGUCGUGGCCGCCGACGGCGUGCACUCUAACGCAGCCUCGCACGUCGUGGGGUAUCACUGUCCCACCCGCGCGACAACCAGCACAGUGAUCCGCUUCCUGAUUCCGACGCGGGAGAUCCUCGACGACCCGCAUACGGCGCCGCUACUGCGACAGUACGGCGAUGGCCACUGCUCGUUCUACCUGCAUCGGGACCAGCAGCGCUGGCUGGUGCGGUAUCCGUGCCGGGACAACACGCUGCAGAACUUCGGCAUGUACGUGGAGCGGCCGCUGAGCGAGCGAGGCUGGAGCAGGAGCCAGCAGCAAUGCGGGCCGGACGACCUGCGCGCCGCCAUGGCGGGCUUCCACCCUUCCCUUCUCCGCCUCUGCGAUAAGACCAUCAGCGCCAACACCAUCCUGCCACUGUGGCGGUGCGCGGAACGCACUCCCCUACCCAGCUGCCAGCGCGACAAGCUCGUCGUGAUAGGCGACGCAUCGCACCCGAUGCUCCCACACCGCGGCUUCGGCGCCGUCACCGCGAUCGAGGACGCCGCAGCGCUGGGCGUGCUCUUCGAGGACUUUGUCCAUACCGCUGCCACCGCCACUACCGCGCCGGGAUUGAACUUGAAUUCCAACUCCACCUCCGACUUGAAGUCGGACUCGGCCCAGCUCUCGGGGUCCGCACGUAUGAGUGUACCACCAUCUGCGUCCAUAUCCGACCUGCUCGAAACGUUCCAGAACGUGCGCCUGCCGCGUACGUCGAUCGCGCAGCUCUACUCGCAGGUGGAGACGAACAAGGACCCCACCGUCGAGAGGCGGGAAGAGGCGUUGAAGAUGCUGCCGGGAGAUGAGUUACCUCGUGAGUGA